AUGUCGCCCGAGGACAGGAUAGCCAGGUCGAAAUCAAGUGAAGAGGUGGGCAGUGACAACAACCCCCCACCUGUACUCAUGCCAGAGUCGAAUAUGCCCAUUAUAUCUGAACCUGAGGCUCUGUUAGACGAGGAGAACGAGGUCGCUCAAGGCCUGAUUGAAGAACCGUCUUCCCGUCAUGUUGAUGCAAGGACCAGUCUCCUCGGCAACUACCAUCACAACCGGGUCUGCGGGCUAAAGGAUUGCGAUCAUGGCACGUUUUCGCCUAGAGCCCCUUCCGUCCGGAGCGAGAGGAGCAGUAUCGAUACCCCUCGUAUAGCCUUCGGAGGCCCUUAUCCGGGGGCCAUUGGUGAAGAUGGCGGUCCAACAGAUCCAGCUCGUGCCAUCCUGGGUGACUCCGUGACCGACUCUUUCUUCCGCAACAAAAGGAUCAGCACUACAAAAUGGCUCGCUCAAAAGCACGGGAUCAAGAGCCCGACCUUCAUGUACAUUUCCUACUAUUUCCCCUUCAUCCGAUGGAUAGGUCAGUACCAGUGGCAAUGGUUGCGUGGUGACCUGAUAGCUGCUAUUACUAUGGCAUCAUUUUACAUUCCCAUGUCUUUAUCAUACUCCUCAAACUUAGCACACAUACCUCCCAUCAAUGGGCUGUACUCCUUCGUGUUCAAUCCUCUGAUCUACGCCUUUCUCGGAACCUGCCCACAGAUGGUGGUCGGCCCUGAAGCGGCCGGAUCUUUGCUGGUGGGCCAGGUGGUGAAGACUUGCAUCGACCAGGGGAAGUCGGGAGAUGACGACGAUGUGCUCAACGCGCAGAUUGCCGGCCUUGUCACCGCCAUAGCGGGGGCCGUGAUAUUUGUUGCCGGCCUAUGUCGCCUUGGAUUCUUGGACAGUGUCUUGAGCCGACCUUUUCUUCGAGGCUUUAUCAGCGCGAUCGGGUUCGUCAUCUUGGUCGAUCAGUUGAUUCCUGAAUUGGGCCUUUCCGACGUGGCCAAGGCAGAAGGAGGCGUUUCCCACGGGAGCAGUGCUCAGAAACUUGUCUUUCUGGUUAGGAAUAUCGCACACUCUCAUGGCUUGACCGCUGCUGUGUCACUGACAAGCUUUGCUAUCAUCAUGGUCUUUCGGACUCUCAAGCGAACCCUCCAGCCCCGGAUCCAUUGGGUCGCAUACUUCCCGGACCGGUUCAUCGUUGUUGCCCUCUCGGCUGUCUUCGCUUGGGCAUUUUCAUGGGACAAACAAGGCCUUAGGGUCCUUGGCGAGGUCAAGUCAUCCGGCAGCUCAUCCAUUCCGUUCCAAUGGCCCUUCCAAUUCCGGCACAUGAAGGACAUCGACACUGCUCUGAGCACCUCCUUUCUGAUAGCCCUGCUCGGGUUCUUCGAAUCUUCCGUGGCUGCCAAAAGCUUAGGCGAGGGUACUCACGGCUUGCAAGGAAUGACUCUGAGUCCCAACCGCGAAAUGGUCGCGCUCGGUACGGCCAACAUCAUCGGUGGUUGUUUCAAUGCAUUGCCCGCGUUUGGAGGAUACGGCCGAAGUAAAGUCAACGCCUCGACCGGCGGCACCACCCCCAUGAGCAGCAUCAUCCUCAGCUUCAUCACUCUGAUAUGCGUGCUCUACCUUCUCCCUUACUUCUACUACAUUCCACGAGGAGUGCUGUCGGCGAUGAUUUCAGUUGUUGCAUAUUCGUUGAUCGAAGAAUGUCCACACGACAUCAAGUUUUUCAUCAAGAUCAGGGGCUGGACUGAGCUGUUCCUGAUGAGCAUCAUCUUUCUUGCGACAGUCUUCUAUUCUUUGUCUCUGGGUAUCGCCUUGGGUAUUGGUCUUUCAUUGCUACAGCUGAUUCGACAUGCAACGAAACCAAGGAUCCAGAUUCUCGGCAAGAUUCCCGGCACGACCAACCAAUUCGAGAACGCAGAGCUCUCGCCCGACAAUGUCGAGUAUAUCGAGGGAUGCCUGAUCGUCAAGAUCCCCGAACCUCUCACCUUUGCGAACACCGGGGAGCUGAAAACACGACUGCGCCGACUCGAGCAGUACGGCACAAACAAGGCACACCCCUCGCUCCCGCGUGUGAGGUCGGAGGAACACAACAGAAACGUCAUCUUUGAUGUCCACGGCGUCACGUCCGUUGAUGGCUCAGGCACCCAAGUCCUCAAAGAGAUCGUCGAGGACUACGCCAAACGAGGCAUCCGCGUCAUCUUUUGCCGGCUGCCCCAUCGGCGCAGCAAGGUGUUUCUGAGUUUCGAAAGGAGCGGCAUUGUAGACCUUUGCGGGGGCCGGUCGCAUUUUGUGGGCAGUGUGGAGGAAGCACUGCGCUUGUCCGAGGCCGAGGAUUUAGAGCACUUCUUCGACGAACGUCUGAAUAGUCACCAACCUUCGUGA
Capronia epimyces CBS 606.96 is the source of this 2370-nucleotide messenger RNA. RefSeq lists its product as uncharacterized. Gene Ontology annotation, cellular component: membrane. The record is from RefSeq and is a predicted model, not a curated record. Lineage: Eukaryota; Fungi; Ascomycota; Eurotiomycetes; Chaetothyriales; Herpotrichiellaceae. The transcript has 2 exons. The coding region runs from base 1 to 2370 and encodes 789 amino acids. Gene Ontology annotation, molecular function: sulfate transmembrane transporter activity. Gene Ontology annotation, biological process: transmembrane transport.